AUGACUACAAACUCAAGUAUGGAUUAUUUUUGUGGAUCUACAUUUUGGAAUAACAGUCUUUCGUGGAAUACAGAUCAUCCAGAUCUCACCCCCUGCUUCCAAAAGACUGUUCUUGUGUGGAUACCAUGUGGAUAUCUAUGUCUCGCAGCUGUGCUUGAAGUAUACCGGAUGAGUAUCAGUAAAGAGGCUGACAUACCCUGGAAUAAACUAAAUAUUAGUAAAAUGGUAUUUACAAUAAUGCUAAUACUGCUACAAAUAAUAGACAUUGGUCAAGUUAUUUCUGUAUCAUCCAGACACACAAAUAAGGUUUAUGCUGCAGAUUAUUAUGAUCCAGUUGUAAAAUUGUUCACAUUUAUAUUAUCAGCAACUCUGUUAUCCUACAAUAGAAAGUAUGGCAUACGGACUUCUCCAAUACUUUUUAUGUUCUGGUUACUUCUCAUAUUGGCUGGCUUACCUCAGUUGAGGACUGAGGUGAUGAGCCACAGUGCAGCGAGCGACGAGUAUGUCAGAUAUAAUUUAGCAAGUUAUAUCCUCUACUAUAUACUCGUUAUGAUUAUGUUUGUAUUGAACUGUUUUGCGGAUUUACCGCCUAGAGUCACACCCUACAAUUAUGAUGAGAAGCUAUCCCCGGAAACUUCAUCAGGCGUACCCAGCCGCCUCACAUUUAGCUGGUUCGAUCCAAUAGCUUUUACGGGAUACCGAAGAACCUUAACUGAGAAUGAUUUGUGGCCUUUGAAUCCUCAAUAUGUUUCCAAGGAGUGUGUUACGAAAUUUGAAAAACUGUGGUACCGAGCUUUGAUGAAGAGAGAAUCAAAAACAAAUGCAUCAAAAAAUGCCGGAAGUUCUGCAUUAGGAAACCUAAAUAAGAAGAAGACACCCGUCUCUAUAUUUCCAGUAGUCUGCAAAGCUUUUGGCGGACUGUUCUUAGUUAGUAUGGUAUUAAAGCUAUGCAACGAUUUACUGAUGUUUGCGUCACCACAGUUACUUAGAUUACUUAUAGGUUUCGUAGAGGGUAACGAGCCUGUAUGGAGAGGCUACCUCUACGCUGUGAGUAUGUUUCUAUGUUCUUUCGUACAGACUGUGAUCAUGGGACAAUAUUUCAUAAGCACAGCAAUUGUGGGCGUGAAAAUCAAUUCUGCAUUGAGUAGCAUGGUAUAUAAGAAAGCCCUAAACUUGUCCAACGAAGCUAAAAAGAGUUCUACAGCAGGGGAAAUUAUUAACCUAAUGUCCACAGACGUGACAAGGUUUAGCGAUUUAACAUUUGUAAAUUUGAUAUGGUCAGCACCAUUGCAAAUAUCAUUGGCAUUGUACUUCUUGUGGAAUCUGCUGGGGCCGUCAGUCUUGGCUGGUCUCGGUGUUAUAAUCGUACUUAUGCCACUAAAUGGAAUCUUUGCUGGCUUAGAAGAGAAAUUACAGACGAAACUGAUGAAUUACAAAGAUCAAAGAAUCAAACUAAUGAACGAAGUACUAAACGGCAUAAAAGUUCUUAAAAUAUAUGCCUGGGAACCAAGCUUUCAAGAGUACAUACUGGAAAUCAGAAAUAAGGAAAUGAAAAUAUUAAGAAAGAUGGCUUAUUUAAGCUCAAUGUCCGCAUUCGUAUGGUUUUGUACACCGUUUCUGGUAUCGCUGAUGUCCUUCACGUGUUUUGUGUUAGUAAAUGACACGGAAAUUCUAGAUUCGAAGAGAGCAUUUGUUGCGUUGUCUCUUUUCAACAUACUUCGUUUUCCUAUGUCAAUGUUGCCUCACGUCAUAUCCAAUGUUAUACAGACUUAUGUCAGCAUCAAGAGGUUGAAUAUUUUUUUGAAUUCUGAAGAGUUAGUCACAAGUAUGAUAGAACACAAUCAUAAAGAACCGUAUCAGAUCCUAAUAGAAGAUGGCACUUUUACUUGGGGCGGGGAAGACGCGGAGCCGGUGCUCAAAGACUUAAACGUGCGAAUCCCGCGCGGCGCGCUGGUGGCCGUGGUGGGCGCCGUCGGCUCCGGCAAGAGCUCGCUGCUCGCCGCGCUGCUCGGGGAGAUGGACAAACUCUCAGGACGGGUUAAUGUUAAGGGCGAUAUAUCAUACGUUACUCAGCAAGCGUGGAUACAAAACGCUACUGUUCAAAAUAAUAUAUUAUUUGGAAACCCAUUAGAUAAAACUAAGUAUAGCCAAAUUAUUGAAGCUUGUGCAUUAAAGACUGAUUUGGCUAUCCUUGCUGGUGGUGAUCAGACGGAAAUCGGUGAGAAAGGAAUAAAUCUGUCAGGCGGUCAAAAGCAUCGAAUAGCACUGGCUCGUGCGGUAUAUUGUGACGCUGACAACUACUUCCUGGACGAUCCUCUGAGCGCGGUCGAUUCCCACGUUGGGAAACAAAUUUUUGAUGACGUUAUAGGACCAAAAGGGCUUUUAAAGAACAAAACGCGUGUAUGGGUGACUCAUAACAUCUCUUACUUGGCACAAACCGAUCUGGUGCUGGUACUGAACGACGGAGAAGUUUCUGAAUCUGGCACCUACCAACAGCUUCUGGACAAGAAAGGUUCCUUUGCUGAUUUCUUACUGCACCAUUUGAGUGCCGCUGAAGGAUCGUCCUCUGCUGAAGGUUUGGAAGACAUCAAACUUGAACUUGAAAGUAGACUUGGCUCAGAAUUCAAGAGUAAAUUGCAGUGGGCCCGCUCUUUGUCUUCUGGUGGACGUUCUCAAACAUCUGAAUCAACUGGCGCAGGUGAUCAUCAAGUGAUCGAAGAGAAAUCAGGCAAAGAAACCGAAAAAGAGGUUGAUAAAGACUUUGAUCCACUUAUUGAGGAGGAGAUAGCCCAGACAGGAAGAGUGAAAUGGGCGGUUUACCAACAUUAUUUAUCCAGUGUUGGCUUGUAUGCGUCGGUGGGAACUGUUAUUAUAUAUAUAUUGUUAAAUUCCCUACAAAUUGGUGCCAACUUUUGGCUCGUCCUUUGGUCAAAUGACGAUAAUAUGCUUGUAAACGGCACAGUAAACACUCAAUUACGAGACUUGUACCUAGGAGUAUACGGAGGCUUUGGACUAGCGCAAGCGAUAAUGUCAUUAUUUUCGGAUUUACUACCAUACUUGGCUUGCUGGAGAGCAGCAAAAAUUUUACAUGAAACAUUAUUGAAUAAUAUACUAAGAGCGCCGCUACAAUUCUUUGAAGUGACCCCUGUUGGCAGAGUUCUCUCAAGGUUUUCAAAAGAUGUGGAUUCUGUAGAUAAUGCCCUUGCUUGGCAAUUUUCUAACUCGCUCAACUGUGUAUUUGAGGUAAUAGGAACUAUAUUCGUAAUAAGUUAUUCAACACCGAUGUUCAUGAUUGUGAUAAUUCCCAUUGGUCUACUUUACUACGGUAUCCAACGGUUCUACAUUCCUACGUCACGACAGCUUAUGAGGAUUGAGUCUAUAGCACGCUCGCCAAUUUAUUCACAUUUAAACGAAAGUAUUUUGGGUGCAAGCGUUAUUCGUGCUUUUGGUGUUAAAAAUAGGUUUAUCAAAGAAUCUCAGAAGAGGAUUGAUUAUUACCUAUCGUUUUCGUACCUGAGUUCCAUUGCAGAUAGAUGGCUUGGGAUCCGACUAGAGAUAGUCGGCAGUCUUAUUAUUUUCUUUGCUGCAUUAUUUGCAGUACUCGGCCGAGAAAGUAUUAGUGCAGGACUCGCAGGACUUUCUAUUAGCUACACGUUAGAGAUCACCCAAACUUUAAGUUGGUUAGUUCAAAUGAUAUCAUCACUUGAAACAGAUAUUGUAGCUGUGGAACGCAUGAAGGAGUACGCUGAAACGGAGCAAGAAGCUGAAUGGGUGCAACCCACUGGCCCUCGGCCGUCGUGGCCAGAGACUGGAACAGUACAGUUUCAGGGGUUAACCAUGGCGUAUCGCAGUGGAAUCGAGCCCGCUUUGCGUGACGUCACAUGCACGGUGGCGCCGGGAGACAAACUCGGUAUCGUCGGGCGCACCGGCGCGGGCAAAUCCACUCUUACCCUUGGACUGUUCAGGAUCGUCGAGCCGGCGGGAGGCCGCAUCCUAAUCGAUGGUCUUGACAUUAGCACGAUAGGCCUUCACCAACUGCGGUCGCGUAUCACCAUCAUCCCGCAGGAUCCAGUGCUCUUCUCAGGUUCAUUGCGAAUGAACCUGGAUCCAUUCCAAAAACACUCUGAUGACGACCUAUGGCGCGCGCUUGAGCACGCCCAUCUGAAACCGUUUGUGCUUGGUUUGCAGUCAGGUUUGCUUCACGAAGUGACUGAAGGCGGUGAGAACUUGUCAGUGGGACAACGGCAACUCGUGUGCUUGGCGCGGGCGCUGCUGCGCAAGACGCCACUGCUCGUGCUGGACGAGGCCACUGCCGCCAUCGACCUGAAGACCGACGAGCUCAUUCAGAAAACCAUACGCUCCGAGUUCGCAUCGUGCACUGUGCUCACCAUCGCUCAUAGACUAAACACCAUCAUGGACUCCACUAAGGUCAUGGUGCUAGAUAAGGGUCAACUCAUUGAGUUUGCAUCCCCUGAACAGCUGCUACAGGAUAAAAAUUCGAUGUUUUAUAGUUUAGCCAAAGAUGCUGGUCUUGUAAACUAA
Messenger RNA from Arctia plantaginis, 4542 nucleotides. NCBI's taxonomy places the organism in Eukaryota, Metazoa, Arthropoda, Insecta, Lepidoptera, Erebidae. The record is from the annotation of a GenBank genome assembly.